GGCAAGUUCAUGCGCAAGUGCAUAAAUACAAGUGUAGCAGUCCGGGGUCCCUCUAUUCGCCGAUUGACCGUCCCGCUAACUACAUCGCCAUGAAAGUCGUUCUUCUUCUCGCCUUUGUGGCAGCCGCCAACGCGGCGUGGCUGUGCCCUAACGGUGACGUGGACUGUGACCCCGGCGAGUGCUGCAUCAGGUCCUUCAUCCUCAACACCUGCCAUGACAGGCCCGGCCUGUAUGAUAACUGUAACAACGACGCCCUGUCUGUGACCGGCUACUGCGACUGUGCUGACGGCUACGUCUGUGCUGACUACGGCACCAGCUCCUUCUCCGACUUCUUCAACGGCGACGGCUGGUGUGUCCACGACGUGGGCAGCGGGAACGGCGCUUAACUCAUCCCUCCGAGAAGAAAAUCUUUUAGCUCGAAGCAGCUGAGUACUGCUGAGGGCUAAAUAAAUUAACACGUCGAUCGUAUGUACGCA
Molecule: messenger RNA, 476 nt
Organism: Branchiostoma belcheri (Belcher's lancelet)
Lineage: Eukaryota; Metazoa; Chordata; Leptocardii; Amphioxiformes; Branchiostomatidae
Exons: 3
Coding region: 90-386 (98 amino acids)
Source: RefSeq, a predicted model, not a curated record